This is a messenger RNA of Paramacrobiotus metropolitanus, 1422 nucleotides long. Its product is annotated as tektin-3-like. The transcript is spliced from 6 exons. Gene Ontology annotation, cellular component: microtubule cytoskeleton; nucleus. The record is from RefSeq and is a predicted model, not a curated record. Bases 148 to 1254 code for a protein of 368 amino acids. Lineage: Eukaryota; Metazoa; Tardigrada; Eutardigrada; Parachela; Macrobiotidae. Gene Ontology annotation, biological process: cilium movement involved in cell motility; cilium assembly.
CUUGACUUCACCAGACACGCAGGACCGGACUUAACAUUUUUGUCUGGAUAAUGCUCUGCAAAAACGGAUAAUUACCUUUCCAGAUUACCAGUUAAAUAUCGCUGUCAGUAUUGCUGUCAGAUGGAUCGCCUUUAGCACGUUUAUCUAAUGGAUGUACGGGAGUUUCAGCGCAUUUGGGCAUUCCAGGAAAAUCGCACGCAUCACGCGCUUGGUGAAAAAUGCAAGGAAUCUACAGUUCUAAAAAACCAGAUUAAAAGCGAGAUCGACUUUUGGCGUGAUAUAUUAAGAAAUCUGCAGCUUUUGCACAACAGAACUCGAAAUGCUUUAUAUUGGACCCAGCUACCAUUGGAAAUCAAUCAUGAAAUCGUCAGUUUAUUGGUUAAAGCGGUCCAGGACAUCCCGGAUUUCCUUAUGGCGGCAAUUAAAGAUGAAGCCAACGCAAUAAUCCAGCGAAGUGAAGAAAUGUUGAAAAUGCAGGGAGAUGUGCGACAAAAAGAGAUAGAAGCUAAUCACAUCCGAUCGCAGUUGGAGGGCUUUUGGAAUGAUAAGACACUGGCGCUGGACGUGGACGUGAUAGCUCAUAACGUGUCCGUUGAUUCCCGUUUCAUCACGUACAAGCCACUGGCAGAGGGUGCAAAUUUAGCUGUCUCCCACAAUAAGGAAGGUGAAAGUUUCUACCGGACAACCGAUACAAUCAAACGCUCACAAAUUCUGCGUGAUCUGCAACAUAAAUUCUUGAAGGACUGUGAUCGGGGAAUUGCAUUUACGGCUACGGCAAUCCAGAAUGCCCGUGAUAAAGUGAUUUCGGCGUUGGCUGAAGGACAUCACUUAGCACAUCGAAUGAAAGAAUUGAAUCAGGAACAGCUGUUAUCAGCGAACGAAGAGAAAGAACGAUUCAAAAAGGACUAUCUGGAUCUGCGAAAUGCGGUGCACGAUAACAACCGGUCGCUUAUGCUGGCAGAAACCAGGCUUUUUACGAGAACACAAAAACCAUCCACCGAACAAGAAGAUGAUGAGUCGAAUAAAGCCCUGUUGGAUCAGUUACAAACGAUGCAGAAAGUCUACCGCGAUAAUGUCCUUCCAAUGAAAUCGCUUCAGAGAGGCGUUCAAGAUCUUUUGGAUAGUGAAAUUGAUAUUUCUAGAAGUAUUGAACUUGUCAAUAAUAAACUAAUCACUGUCUAUGGGCAAUGUGCUGAGCGGGGUAGAUUUUAUCCAACAUCACAGCAGCUGCUUGGAUUAGGUAGUUCUUACUGAAGAACAAUUCUCGGCCCAGACGUUUGAUGACUGGAGCUAAUUCUGAUGGAAAAAAAUUGUCGCUCGCGAUUCCUGACUGCAGUACGACUGUACGAGUACCAGUAUUUGCGGCAGAGAGUUUAACCAAUUUUCGGUUACUUGCGCACUGCCGCUCUUCUUUUAUUCUUG